UUGUAGCAUCCCAAACGCAUUUAGGCCAGUCAUUUAAGAGAGGAAUAAACCAAGAGUCAGUUGAAAGUUAUUGGUCGGAUAAAACAUGGCUCCAGCUGUUGAUAAGACUAAAAAAAGCGCUGAAACGAAGGGAAAAGGCAAGAAUGAGAAAAAGGAAGAGCCCGAACUUAGUGAGGAAGACAAACAACUACAAGAUGAACUCAAUAUGCUUGUUGAGAGAUUAUCAGAGCAAGAUGUUUCUCUGCAUAAACCAGCUCUCGAAGCUUUAAGAACACAAAUCAAAGCCAGCACAAGCUCAAUGACAUCUGUUCCCAAGCCAUUAAAAUUCCUAAGGGUUCAUCUCAGUACAUUAAAAACGCUGCAUGAAGGCUGGACAGAUCAUUCAAACAAACAAUUCCUCUCAGAUAUAGUAUCAGUGCUUGCAAUGACAUAUACGGAAACGAAUGACUGUUUGAAGUAUAGAUUAUUGGGGUCUUCUGAUCUCUUUACAUCUUGGGGACACGAAUAUGUCAGGCAUUUAGCAGAGGCGAUAAGACAAGAAUAUAAUGAGCGCAUUGGUUCAGAAAAGUCAAUAGAUGAUUUGAUUGGUCUAGCCAAAGUGAUAAUACCAUACGACAUGCAACACAAUGCAGAGAUUGAUGCCUGUGAUUUAGCAAUGGAGAUUGAAAGGCUUGAUUUGCUGGAGGAGUAUGUUGAUAAGAAUACAUACAACAGAGUCUGUCUUUACUUGACAAGUUGUGUUAACUACGUCCCUGAGCCAGAAGACUCUGCUCUUCUUAAUUCGGCAAUCAGAAUUUUCUUGAGGUUCGAUCGCUUUCCUGAUGCUGCCAUGCUAGCUGUUAGACUCAAUGAUAUGGACAAAGUGAAGGAAAUUUUUAUGAAUAGUGCUGAAAGUGACGGGAAGAAACUUGUUCAGAAGCAACUGGCAUAUAUUCUUGGAAGACUAAAGAUUUUCUUAGAACUUGAUGAUGAGGCUGAUGAUGCGGAAGAUCUCACCGAAAUUAUCUCGAAUUCCCACUUGAACAACAACUUUCUAGCCUUAGCUCGUGAGCUUGACAUCAUGGAACCAAAGGUGCCAGAAGAUGUUUACAAAAGCCAUUUAGAUGCGCGCCCAUUCAGUACGUCCAGUGUGAAAAUGGACAGCGCUAAACAAAACUUAGCAUCGUCGUUCGUCAACGGUUUUGUCAAUGCAGCAUUCGGCAAAGAUAAACUGCUUACUGAAGAUGGAAAUAAAUGGAUUUACAAACAUAAUGAUCAUGGAAUGAUGAGUGCAGCAGCAGCUCUUGGUCUAAUUCUUCUUUGGGAUGUUGACGGGGGUCUAACGCAAAUUGAUAAAUAUCUCUAUUCACCAGAAGAUCACAUCAAGGCCGGUGCUCUUCUUGCAUGUGGAAUUGUAAAUUCAGGCGUCAAGAACGAAUGCGAUCCUGCGCUGGCAUUGCUGUCUGAUUACGUCAUGCAUAGCAACAACAACAUGAGGCUUGGUUCAAUAACAGGACUGGGCUUGGCUUACGCUGGAUCCAACAGAGAAGAUGUUCUUAGUUUUAUUUUCCCCGUAUUAUCCGAUUCUAAAUCCAGCAUGGAGGUGAUUGGCGUGGCAGCUUUGGCCUGUGGUCUCAUUGCAAUUGGUUCCUGUAAUGGUGACGUCACUUCCCUUCUUCUUCAAACAAUGAUGGAGAGGUCGGCGAGUGAGCUGAAAGAGAGCAGUGCUCGAUUCCUGGCGCUUGGCCUUGGUUUAGCGUACUUAGGUAAACAAGAAGCUGUAGAUGCGACAUUGGAAACUCUGAAAGUGGUUGAUGAACCAUUCGGAAAAUGGGCUUCAGUCCUCGUUGAUGUGUGCGCCUACGCAGGAACCGGAAACGUGCUUAAAAUCCAAAACCUCCUGCACAUAUGUAGCGAGCAUUUCGAGGGUGAUAAAUCAAAGGAUGAAAAGGAUAGCAAAGACAAAAAGGAUGACAAAAAGGACAAAAAGAAUGAAACAACGGAAGCUGAUGGAAGUCAUCAGGGAAUCGCCACUCUGGGAUUGGCUGCGAUUUCCAUGGGAGAAGACAUCGGCAUGGAAAUGUCUCUUAGGAGUUUUAACCAUUUACUACAAUAUGGAGAGCCCGUCAUACGCAGAUCGGUUCCACUGGCACUAGGGUUGCUGUCAGCCUCGAAUCCACGUUUAAGCAUUAUUGACACACUGAGCAAGUUGUCUCAUGAUCAUGAUGUCGAGGUUGCCCAUAAUUCGAUUUUCGCCAUGGGUGUUGUUGGGGCUGGCUCAAAUAAUGCAAGACUGGCUGGAAUGCUCAGGCAGUUAGCUUCAUAUUACCAUAAAGAUGCUAGCAACUUGUUCAUGGUUCGCCUGGCGCAAGGAUUAGUUCAUCUUGGUAAAGGAACGUUGACUGUCAGCCCAUAUCAGUAUGAUAGAGCAUACAUGUCCCCCGUCGCUGUUGGAGGCUUAUUAGCCACUCUCGUAGCAUUUUUAGACGUCAAACAAACCAUUCUUGGGAAGUCGCAUUACCUCUUGUACUUUAUGGUCGCUGCCAUGCAACCACGAAUGUUGGUGACGUUUAAUGAAGAAUUGAAACCUACGCCAGUUUCUGUUAGAGUUGGACAGGCAGUAGAUGUUGUAGGACAGGCAGGAAAACCAAAAACAAUAACUGGUUUCCAAACACACACAACGCCAGUUUUAUUAGCCCACGGCGAACGAGCUGAGUUGGCAACAGAAGAAUAUAUUUCGUUGUCACCAGUUAUGGAAGGGUUUGUUAUUUUAAAGAAGAAUCCAGAAUAUGACGAAGAGGAUACGAAAAAAUAGAACGUAUUGAGAGUUGUAAUUCACCAAAAAAAACCCAAGCUAGGGCUGUAAAGCUCUAUCGAGGCCCAAACGUGGGCGUGUAUUUAGUUUUCAAAUUCAGACACUUUUCAAGAUUAUCUCUAGCGAUUUCACUCUUGGUUCAUUAAUAAAAAAUAGAAUA
Messenger RNA from Rhopilema esculentum, 2954 nucleotides. RefSeq names its product 26S proteasome non-ATPase regulatory subunit 2. The record is from RefSeq and is a predicted model, not a curated record. Gene Ontology annotation, molecular function: enzyme regulator activity. Gene Ontology annotation, biological process: proteasome-mediated ubiquitin-dependent protein catabolic process; regulation of protein catabolic process. NCBI's taxonomy places the organism in Eukaryota, Metazoa, Cnidaria, Scyphozoa, Rhizostomeae, Rhizostomatidae. Gene Ontology annotation, cellular component: nucleus; proteasome complex; proteasome storage granule.